Paramecium sonneborni is the source of this 1488-nucleotide messenger RNA. Lineage: Eukaryota; Ciliophora; Oligohymenophorea; Peniculida; Parameciidae. The record is from the annotation of a GenBank genome assembly.
AUGAAUAAAUAUUCAUUAAAUUUCAAAGAUAAAGACAUUGAAUCUAGCUAUCAAAAUGUAAUUCAACAAAAUUUUAGAAUGUUCACUCUAAAUAUUAUGACAUUGGGACUUCUCACUGUUGUGUUAACUAAAAUUAUUGAAAAUAUUUUAGUAGAGUAAUAUCAGAGUAUUUACAAAUACUGCAUAUUCCUAAGCUACUUAAUAAUUUAAUAUGGAGUUGUUAAAAAACACACUAAAUUUAUAAGAGCUUCGUUAAUCCUAUUAAACCAUAUGAUAGCACUAGUUUUUAGCCUCUAAAUAUCUGAAUAAGAUGAUACUUACACUAGUUAUCUUAAAGGUGCUAAUGUAAUGGGUGCAAACUUUUUAAUGUUUAUCUCAGGUGAAUUUCUAGAUGCAACUAUCUCAGUCAUCACUAUUGGAAUUAUGAGAAUUGUUUUACUUUAAGUUUAAACCAAUCUUAUGUUAUAUUCUACAAUCAUUAGUUCAAUGCUUGUAAUACUCUACACUAUUCGUUACUUGUAUCAUUAUCAUAAAGCUAUGCGUAAUUAAUACUUAUUAGCAUUAAAUGAUUCUCAUUGGGAAAAAAUCUUAAAUUCCAUUGCCUUCAAGCAACCUUACAUAGUUUUGUCUUUUAUCGAAGAUACUAUGCAAUUUACACUUAAAUCAGAAGCAUAAUGUCAUAAAUUUUUUAAUAGAUAAUUUAAUGGAUCAACAUUUAUAAGAGAUUCAAUUUACAAGGGAACAAAAUUAGAAAAUUUCUUGUUUCUGUAAAUAAAGAAAUAUCGAGUUGAUAGAGCAUCUGUUUUUAACAAGACUUUAGUUGUGGAAUAUUUAAAAAAAUUAAUUAGAAUUGAAUGUUCAAUUUAUUAUGGAAAUAAACCAACAAUAUUACUUCUUAUGAGAGAUUUCUUAAAUGAAAAAAAACCAGAUACAACUAUCUAUGAAUAACGACAUAGGAAUUUUAUUAAACUUCUUCUUAAAAUUUUAAGUCAUGUUGAUAGGUUAUCUUCAUUUAAAUGUCGUCUAAUAGAAAGAAAACUAUUAAUUUUACAAUUGUAUGAAGAUCUCAAACUUUCAAAGUUAAGGGAAAGUGAGAUCAACAUUUAUAAUUUAGCCCAAAUUUUACAAAAUUUAUAUUCUCAUUUAUCAAUUAAAGCUUUUGCUUUUGGAAACAGCAAUUUGAAUACGAUUUCAAACAUUUUCUUGCUUAUAAUGCUGAUUAUUGCUGAAAAUUCAAAAGGGACAUAUCUUUCAAUAAAUUUAACUAAUGAGGAAGAUUGUUAGAAAUGGCUUAAAAUUUCAGGAAAUUUUGAAAUAGAAAAAGUAAAGAGAACAUUAAAAUAAAUAUCGGAUUUCAUAAAAUUAAUUAUCUCAAGUGAGUAAAUAGAGUAAUAAAAAAUUGUGUUCAAUUUAAAUUAAUAAGUAUUUACACCCUUUUAACUAAAUGAAUUAAAUGCGAGUAGCUUAAAAUAUAUUGAUUUAUAAUGA